Neomonachus schauinslandi (Hawaiian monk seal) is the source of this 4160-nucleotide messenger RNA. It is a transcript of the gene HAS2, whose product is annotated as hyaluronan synthase 2. The transcript is spliced from 4 exons. Bases 624 to 2282 code for a protein of 552 amino acids. Lineage: Eukaryota; Metazoa; Chordata; Mammalia; Carnivora; Phocidae. Gene Ontology annotation, molecular function: hyaluronan synthase activity. Gene Ontology annotation, biological process: hyaluronan biosynthetic process; extracellular matrix assembly. The record is from RefSeq and is a predicted model, not a curated record.
CUCCACUCCCCUCACCCCCCACUCCCUCCUCCGCCCUAUUAAAACACCCACCAGCUCACUUGUUAAGACCCCCUUAAGUUGGAGGAGGCAGAAAGGCAACAACAGCGAGGAAGGAGAAGUCAAAACGUCUGGAAAGAAUUACCCAGUCCUGGCUUCCAGCAGCCCAUUGAACCAGGGACUUGAACCAGCCCCAGCCAAAGACUUUCUCCCGAUUCUGCGCUUCCUGGGUUCUGCUGAGUCUUCACCGGGCUUUUCUUGAUACGAAAAAGAAAAGAGACUUUCCGAUAUCAAGGGAGGGGGAACUGGAGCAAAAAAUAAAAUAAAAUAAAAUAAAGUUAAUUUAUUUUUAAAGCACAAUUUUUUCUUUUAAGAAUUAGACUGAAGUGCAACGGAGGUAUUAAAAAGAACAGUAGUGAGAUUUUCCUUUUAAAGUGGGGAGAACCAAACAUUUAAGACUCCUCCAUCCUUUUUAAAUGUUGUUUUUAAAUUUUUUAUUUUUUUUGGCCGGUCGUCUCAAAUUCAUCUGAUCUCUUAUUACCUCAAUUUUGGAAACUGCCCGCCACCGACCCUCCGGGACCACACAGACAGGCUGAGGACAACUUUAUGACCAAGAGCUGAACAAGAUGCAUUGUGAGAGGUUUCUAUGUAUCCUGAGAAUAAUUGGAACCACGCUUUUUGGAGUGUCUCUCCUCCUCGGAAUCACUGCUGCUUAUAUUGUUGGCUACCAAUUUAUCCAAACAGAUAAUUACUAUUUCUCUUUUGGACUGUAUGGUGCCUUUUUAGCAUCACACCUCAUCAUCCAAAGCCUGUUUGCCUUUCUGGAGCACCGAAAAAUGAAAAAAUCCCUAGAAACACCCAUUAAAUUGAACAAAACUGUUGCUCUCUGCAUCGCUGCGUAUCAAGAAGAUCCAGACUACUUACGGAAAUGUUUGCAAUCUGUGAAGAGGCUAACCUAUCCUGGGAUUAAGGUUGUCAUGGUCAUAGAUGGGAACUCAGAAGAUGACGUUUAUAUGAUGGACAUCUUUAGUGAAGUCAUGGGCAGGGACAAAUCAGCCACUUAUAUCUGGAAGAACAACUUCCACGAGAAAGGUCCUGGUGAGACGGAUGAGUCACAUAAAGAAAGCUCGCAACAUGUCACCCAAUUGGUCUUGUCCAACAAAAGUAUUUGCAUCAUGCAAAAAUGGGGUGGAAAAAGAGAAGUCAUGUACACGGCCUUCAGAGCACUGGGACGAAGUGUGGAUUAUGUGCAGGUCUGUGAUUCAGACACCAUGCUUGACCCUGCCUCAUCUGUGGAGAUGGUGAAAGUUUUAGAAGAAGACCCUAUGGUCGGAGGUGUCGGGGGAGACGUCCAGAUUUUGAACAAGUAUGAUUCCUGGAUCUCCUUCCUCAGCAGUGUGAGAUACUGGAUGGCUUUUAACAUAGAAAGAGCCUGCCAGUCUUACUUUGGGUGUGUCCAGUGCAUUAGUGGACCUCUGGGGAUGUACAGAAACUCCUUGCUGCAUGAGUUUGUGGAAGACUGGUACAAUCAGGAAUUUAUGGGCAGCCAAUGUAGUUUUGGUGAUGACCGGCAUCUAACGAACCGAGUGCUGAGUCUGGGCUAUGCAACAAAAUACACAGCUCGAUCCAAGUGCCUUACGGAGACACCGAUAGAGUAUCUCAGAUGGUUAAACCAGCAGACCCGUUGGAGCAAGUCAUACUUCCGAGAGUGGCUGUAUAAUGCAAUGUGGUUUCAUAAACAUCACUUGUGGAUGACCUACGAGGCCGUUAUCACUGGAUUCUUCCCUUUCUUUCUCAUUGCCACAGUAAUCCAGCUCUUCUACCGGGGUAAAAUCUGGAAUAUCCUCCUCUUCUUGUUAACUGUCCAGUUAGUAGGUCUCAUAAAAUCGUCCUUUGCCAGCUGCCUUAGAGGAAACAUCGUCAUGGUCUUCAUGUCCCUCUACUCAGUGUUAUACAUGUCAAGUUUACUUCCCGCCAAGAUGUUUGCAAUCGCAACGAUAAACAAAGCUGGGUGGGGCACGUCUGGAAGGAAGACCAUUGUGGUCAAUUUCAUAGGACUCAUUCCAGUAUCAGUUUGGUUUACAAUCCUCCUGGGGGGUGUGAUUUUCACCAUUUAUAAGGAAUCUAAAAAGCCAUUCUCAGAAUCCAAGCAGACAGUUCUCAUUGUUGGAACGUUGCUCUACGCAUUCUAUUGGGUCAUGCUUUUGACGCUGUAUGUGGUUCUCAUCAAUAAAUGUGGCAGGAGGAAGAAGGGACAACAGUAUGACAUGGUGCUCGAUGUAUGAUCUCACGUUGUUUGACGUUUGCAAUCACACACGCAGACACACACAAAACCUUAGUUCCUCUCGGGACUGUACAGUCUUGUGGCAUCCCAUAAUGCCACCAAAGGAGACCUAUCACUGCUGCUGGGACUUGAACAAAGACGUUUCUAUGGGUUUAUUUUGAUUCUGCCAAAGUAAAACAAGACAUCAAUGAGAAGAAACUCAGAUUUAACCUGUUAUUUCUAUGAAAAUGGGAAGCAUUCUGUUUAUGCACUUUUUCCUUAAUGUACAUCUGCCUAACAGUGUUUGCCCUAUAUACCUCACUAGCCAUGCUUUAUGUGGGUUAUCAUGGAAGAAAAGGAUUUUGGAAACUCAAGGAAAAGUUCUUUCAACGUAUUCAACCUAACUUAUGGACUGUGUUGAUAGCUAAUGUUUUUUUUUUUUUUUUUAAAAAGGAGUUUUUGUUUAACUCUACCAAAUGAAAUGCCAAAGGAAAUUUCAAAGGCCAUUGGCUGUGCUGUAUUUUUAUAUAAUUGUACUGUGUUUUAAAAUUUUGUAUGCCAAUUUUUAAAACAAAUUUUGCAUAUUCUAUAUUUUACUUCUCUGCCAAAAUACACCUGUUCUUUUUUAUUAUUAUUAAAAUAGGUUCUGAAAAAAAUUCAUACUUAAAAAAAAAAUCUACCCAAAAUGUGAAGCCUGGUUGACUGAUGUUGUUCAUGAUAGAAGGAAUAAAAUGUUUCUCUCUCUCUCUACCUUUUAACAUGGAAUAGUUUAUUUCGGUGAAAAGUAUUUAAACUUUCAAUAUUUUAACUUUUUUUUUUUUUCAUUUCUUUUAGAAAAGGCCAAUAUACCUGUCACACUUUGGGAGUAGAAAUACAUACUUAUGUGCACACACACACAAAAAGGAAGUCAUUGGAAAUCAAGGCCAAAGGGGUAGAAAAGUGCAAUUUUCCAUAAGAUUAAAAGAAAAGGGGAGGGGGAGUGCUAGUUCUUGAAAGAAAACACUGGGCAAAUGUGGAGAUUCUGGCAGUGUUUUCUCACGCUGAGUAAAAUGGAAAGUGGAAAAAAAAUCAUCUGUGUUAUUUGGACAAAUACAAUGCAGUUCAUCGUUUUGUUCUGUGGCCUGAAUUCACCAGAUCCUGUCGACAUUGAACAUAACUGACCUGUCUUUUUUUUCAGCUUGCCAGUUCACUUUCCAUGUUACUAGGAGGCUUACACGGGUGAGUUGGAUACAAUUGAGUAAGUGUAAAAGCCUAUAGAUACAAAACUGGCACAUUCGAGCUUGUCUUCUACUUCCCAGGGAGGAUAUUUUUUCUGGAUUCAUACAGAUAAUCGCUCCAUCUGUCCUGUUAUUGGCCUACAUAGAUAUGUUUACGUAGUCAGAAUAAUAACAAGGUUUAAUAAGUGUAUCAAGAAUUGGCACAUGAGAAAAAUUGAUGAACCAGGUACCCUUAACCCGGCUAAUUUCACUACUCGAAGGGCCUCAGUUAUCCAGUUUGACUUUUGACAUGACCCAUCUUGCCUUGUAGCUGGUGCUGUGUAGACUUGUGUUAAAAACAAUCAAACACAUGAGUCGUUGCAUAAAGCAUGUUGUGAUGAAGUGGAGUAUGAAUGUGGAGAAGUGUUCAGCCAUGUGCUUCUACCAUUCUGCUUCCUUGCCAUGCAGACGCCCAUGUUCCAUCUAUCCUGCCUAAGAAAAAGCUGCACAUUCUACCUUCGGAGUACAAAAAGGUACACACCAUUCUGCAACUCAGACUCACUGUUGGGAGAGUUUGCGGGAAACAGAGCACAGCAUGCCAGUAAAUGAAACUAAAACUUGAGUUUGCCUUUUUAACUAUUUAUGUUCUAAGUUAAGCUUUGAUAACUUUCAAAUGUCAAAUUCUCUCAUUCUUUUAAAAGAUU